Molecule: messenger RNA, 531 nt
Organism: Fusarium mangiferae
Lineage: Eukaryota; Fungi; Ascomycota; Sordariomycetes; Hypocreales; Nectriaceae
Product: putative ubiquitin-conjugating enzyme E2
Exons: 2
Coding region: 1-531 (176 amino acids)
Cellular component (GO): cytosol; endoplasmic reticulum
Source: RefSeq, a predicted model, not a curated record
AUGGCCGCUAGUUCUGCUCCAGCAGCUUCGUUGCUGAAGCGACAACUCAAAGAGAUGCAGGCUGGCAAGGAUAUUCCAGGCAUCUCAUGCGGCCUCGUAAACGAUAACAACAUCUUUGAGUGGGAGGUGAUGCUCAUGAUUAGCGACGACUGCAAAUACUACGGCGGAGGCAACUUCCGGGCUCGUCUAUCCUUUCCGUCGAGUUACCCUCACAUGCCACCUUCACUCACAUUUCAAGACCCGAUUCCUUUCCACCCGAAUAUCUACGAAAACGGCAAGCUCUGCAUUUCCAUCCUCCAUCCUCCCGAGGAAGACGAAUAUGGCUACGAAGCAGCCUCUGAACGCUGGAGCCCUGUCCAGACACCCGAAACUAUUCUUCUCAGCACCAUCAGUCUUUUCCACAGCCCCAACGACGAGAGCCCUGCCAAUGUGGAGGCUGCACGUAUGUUCCGCGAGGAGAGGGAGGGCAAGAACAAGGAUUUCCGAAGACGCUGCAGAAAGUGCGUGAGGGAGAGCUUGGGAGAGGAUUAG